Messenger RNA from Trichechus manatus latirostris (Florida manatee), 1239 nucleotides. RefSeq names its product arylacetamide deacetylase-like 4. Gene Ontology annotation, molecular function: hydrolase activity. NCBI's taxonomy places the organism in Eukaryota, Metazoa, Chordata, Mammalia, Sirenia, Trichechidae. The record is from RefSeq and is a predicted model, not a curated record.
AUGGGUGUCCUAUGGCUGGUGCCACUUGUGGUGCUGCCCACCUUUCUCCUGGGGGUUGUUGUAUGGGUUGUCUUUGAGCACUUCCUCACUGCGGAUAUCCCUGCUACCCUGCAGCAUCGAGCCAAGCUAAGAUUUCUGCACUGUGUGUUUCUGUAUGUGAUCACCUUGGGCAAUAUACUUGAGAAGUUGAGAAUUUGCUCUCCCAAAUUUUUCCAUUUUUUGGAAGACUGCAUAAUAGUAAAGAAGGAUCCUAAGCUUGUGGUAACCAACCUGCAUUUUGGGAUAAUACCUAUGAGAUUGUUCCAGCCCAAGGCAGUGUCCUCCAGCCUCUGGCAGGGCAUCAUCUUCUACUAUGUAGGGGGCGGGGCAUUAGGGAGCCUGGAUAAGGCACAUUGUUACCACAGUUUGUGCUGUUUUCUGGCCCAGGAGACAGACUCUGUGGUGUUGUCAGUCAGGUACCACUUGUAUCCUGACCACCAUGUGUCUGACAUUUUCCUAGACUGCUUCAAUGCCUCUGUUCACUUCCUGAAGACCUUGAAAACCUAUGGGGUGGACCCCUCCCGGGUUCUAGUCUGUGGAGAAAGCAUUGGAGGCACAUGUGUGGCUUCUAUCACCCAGACCUUGGUGGACAGGUGGGAUCUUCCCCGGAUCCGAGCUCAGGUCCUGAUCUGUCCAUUUCUCCAGGGGAUCAAUUUGCAGCUGCCAUUCUUUCGGCAGUACCAAAACUUAACUGUUCUCAGCCGGAAGUUCAUGCUGACGUGUAUGUGUAAUUGUCUGCUCACUGACCUCUCCUGAAGGGACGCCAUCUUGAGGGGUGAAUUUAUUCCCCCAGAAUUCUGCACGAAGUACCGGAAGUGGUUAUUUGAAAUGGUUGAACCCAAGGACAUACCUGAGAGGUUUAAGACAAGAAGCUACACUUUCAAGGAGUCUGGAAUUUUUAGGGAGGAAGCCUAUCUGAGCAAAGAGCUCCUUAACGUAAAAUACUCACCCUUUAUUGCUGAUGAUGACAUCAUCCACCAGCUCCCCAAAUCCUGUCUUGUGAGCUGUGAGCACUAUGUUUUUCAAGAUGACACCUUGCUGUAUAAAAAAAGGCUGGAGGACCAAGGGGUACCAGUGACCUGGCACCAUAUUGAAGACGGCUUUCAUGGAGCUAUGAAUACUUUUGGCUUAAAAUGGAUUUCUUUCCCGUGUGCCAAGAAGAUGGUGGAUAUUACUGCCAGCUUCAUAAAGAAUCUAUAA